This is a messenger RNA of Triplophysa rosa, 4302 nucleotides long. It is a transcript of the gene phyhipla, whose product is annotated as phytanoyl-CoA 2-hydroxylase interacting protein-like a. Gene Ontology annotation, molecular function: protein binding. The transcript is spliced from 5 exons. Bases 1398 to 2528 code for a protein of 376 amino acids. Gene Ontology annotation, cellular component: cytoplasm. Lineage: Eukaryota; Metazoa; Chordata; Actinopteri; Cypriniformes; Nemacheilidae. The record is from RefSeq and is a predicted model, not a curated record.
AUCCUCUCACUAUACUUAUCCUUGUUGUGGUCUUGUCAAUGUGUUAAACGCCAUGCUGUCGUGACAUGGGCUACGUACGUUAACUAAAAAAAAAGUUAUUGUUUUAUAGACUAAAAACGUCUAACCUCCACCUCGUAUUAUUGCAUAGUUUGGUUUAUGCUUUACACUUGUCCUGCAACCCGCCGUGUUUGGCAUCCCACCCUGACACCGCGAGGCUCGAGCGCAGUGUUACCAGAUAGAGUUGAAGGUUUCCAGCCCAAAAACGGCCCAGCACACCACACACACUGCACUUUUACAGUGUAAAGAUCAUUCACAUACCCAAUUCGGUAAUAACGAAUUCAACAAUGUGUAUUGAAAUUAUAUUUUAUACUUCAAAUAUUAUUAUUUUAACUAUUAUUAUUACUACAUUUUACUCAUUAUAAACAGGUGUGUAAGAGAGAGGGAGAUCUUAAGCCUACCUUUAAAUGCAGAACAGUAACAGGGUGUCGGUUGUAACUUGACAGGAUGCUGAAGAACACAGCUGAACGCAACUUUUCAGAAUCACUUCGGCAUAUUGACUGUUUAAAUUUCCCGCUGACUGCUGCUUCUUUUUUGGCGGUUGCAAAACUGUCUUUGGCGGUGGCAAACUGUCAUUCGCGAUUGGCUAAAAGUCGCGGGCUAGCCUGCGAGCUGCCUGUGACCUCGUCAGUGGGCGUGUUUAGUAACGUCACGAUUACUAAUUGGAUGGAGUACAUGCACACUUGGGUUUUGUUAAAUAAUAAGCCUAUACAAUGUACAUGUUUCAAACCCACCAAACUGAUCCCAAAUCCGCCCAAAUUUUGUCCACCCGCCCAAGCCAAUUAUUACCCGCACAAUCAAAUUCAAAACCGCCCGGUCUGGCAACACUGCUCGAGCGUCUUUCGCACCUGCGCCUCAGAGCAGCGCUCGGGCACGCGAGCCAAUCUGGUACCAAAUAUGGACAUGAGCACGAGCGCUUGCCAUGACGUCAGUGCAAUAGAUGGGGAAAGGGAGUAUUUCACGGAGAGGCGGCGGUGGGAGGUGAAGGGAGUGUGGUGAUCUGAAAUCGAGAAUUAACGGGAGCGUAAUCUCGUUACAUAACCCGUCGUUUGUUCAACCGCGUUAAUCCCUUAUUCCACAGUCGGAUAUUGUAAGCACUGCGAAAAACACUUGUGGCAUCACGAGAGGACUUGCGCGUAGUUAUAUUUUCACGAGAACUGCAACCAUCAUCUUCUUUGCAGCUUGUCUCUAUUUUUUAAUCUAUGUGCGGCAGUGUCGUGGUGACGACUAAACGCCGGGGAAAACAGAAGAGAAGACAGCACUAGAAUCACGUUUUUCUUUUCCCAGCCUUAGCUAAGUAAUAUUAUCAGAGAGACAUCCAUCCACACCCCUCCGAGGACAUGGAGGCGCCGGGUUUGGCACACGCGAUGGCGAGCCCGCUAAACCCACGCGAUGGCAUGGUCAAAAACGUGAGCCUGGAGUCUCUCCAGCUGUGCGAGAGGGACGGAAAGGCAGAUGACAGCGGUGUGGUGGGAAUUGAGGAGUUACCUGUUCCUCGCAACAUCAGGAUCAGUAACAUCACCUGUGACUCUUUUAAGAUCUGUUGGGACAUGGACCCUCACACCACAGAGAAGAUCACGCAUUAUUUCAUUGACCUUAACAAAAAGGAGAACAAGAACUCCAAUAAAUUUAAACACAAGGACGUGCCCACUAAACUUGUUGCUAAGGCAGUCCCGUUGCCUAUGACAGUACGAGGGCAUUGGUUCCUGAGUCCACGGACAGAAUACACAGUUGCUGUGCAAACUGCAUCCAAACAGAGCGAUGGAGACUACGCUAUAUCAGAAUGGAGUGACAUUGUUGAGUUCUGUACAGCAGAUUAUUCCUCGGUGCAUUUGACGCAGUUGCUUCAGAAGGCUGAGGUCAUCGCUGGCAGGAUGCUGAAGUUCUCUGUGUUUUACCGGAAUCAGCAUGAGGAGUACUUCCAACAUUGCAGAGAUGUGCUUGGUGGUCGAAUGAUGCCCUCAGUUAAGGAUAACAGCGGCAGUCACGGUUCACCUCUCAGUGGUAAACUCGAAGGGAUUAUCUUCAGUUGUAACACUGAGUUCAACACAGGUCAGCCUCCGCAGGAUUCCCCGUAUGGCCGCUUUCACUUCCAGGUGCCCGCGGAGACUCUUUUCACCCCUGACACGCGUGUCUACUUCGGGGACUUUUACUGUAUGUACACUGCCUAUCAUUACGUUAUCCUGGUCCUUGCUCCCCGGGGCUCCAGCGGAGACUUGUACUGCAGCGAACGCCUCCCAGAGCUGGACGUGACCAACAACCGUUUCCUAACACGCGUGUGUGGGGAGGACGGGCGUGUGGAAUUCCGGCACGCUCAGGAUGUCAUCCUGGAGCUGAUUUAUACCGAGCCGGUUCCACUGGAACUGGGGAGCGUCUCUCAAAUCAGCGGUCACCAGCUGAUGAGCUUAUCUACUGUCAAUGCCAAGAAAGACCCCAGCUGCAAGAUCUGCAACAUCAGCGUUGGCCGUUAGCCGUCACGCACACACUAACCUAAACCGAUAUCUCUGAGCAAGCGAUUGAGACGUGCAACCUUUACAAUAUGUUAGAGAACCAGACAGAGAACAUAAAAUACCUAGACCAAGCUAAAACUCUUUGGGGGUCUCCCAGAAAUUCAACCAAAUGGUUAAUUAAACAUUAUAUGUCCUCAUUGAGAAAUUACUGAACAGCAGAAAAAAGAAAACAGAGCAAGGCAGAAAAAUGAAGCAAAACAAAGAGUUAAAGCUGAAUUUCCCAAAAAACAAAACUAUAAUCCCACUGUGAACCUUACCUGCGUGUUUUUGGUGCUUUUUCUUAUAUUUAAAACACAGCCCUGCUCAUUCUGAACUAUUUGACUUUCGAUACAUUCUGGACCUCAGACAAGAUUGUCUUUUUCAGUUUACACUAAAGCCGUCAAACCACUCAUGUUUCUUACGUUGAACAUCCAAAGUCAAACAACAGUCCUACAUCAUAACUGGUGUGAAGACCUAUAGUGCAGUCAUUGCCUUAUAGAAAACUCCAUCUAUCCUCAAAAAAAGGAACUGAGAAAAGAAAUACAGCAAGACAAGCAUUACUAGCAUGAAUGCUUCUAUAACAGCCACAUCCAGGCGUUUGCUGAGAUUGCUCACCCCAACAAGACCUCUACUCCAUAUAUACUGCCUGAAAUGAUGAAAUCCUGUUUGUGGCUCUCCUGGGAUCCCGUGAAGACUUGUAUUGCAGCAAGCGCAAAAGAACAAAUGCUUUCUGAUUCUCUGCCAAGCAUCUGCAUGCCACCUGAGCCUUUAAACCUUCUCGUGUACCCUCAAUGUGUUCAGUUUUACUCUAAACGCAGUUUUCCUUUAAAUGGAUUACUCAUGAAGCAGUUAUAUUCUAUUGCUAUUAUUUUGGUGGUGUAUGUUGAUUUCUGUUAGAGCAAAAAAAGCUCAUUACAAUCCCUGAUAUGAAUUAAUUUGUUUUACUGAUAUAAUUUAACACUUAAUGAUUUGCUGGGGAAAGUUUCACAUGUGGAUAAGAUUUUGUUAUAGUUAUACCCAAAUUUCAGUGUUACCAAGAUACUGAAACCUUUUCAAAUGUAGCUUUUGUAGGAGAUGCAUAUGUUUAUGUGCACUAAUCAUGGACAUACUGUAUUCCAUCAUUUCAACACUAUAUGUAGUAAAAAAUAUCAUCUCCCAUGUGGAAGUUUCUAAAAUCAUAGUUUGUGUCUGACGUUUGGGUGUGACUGUGUUUGACUGCAUGUUUUCUUAUGUGUGAUUUUGAGUGCAUUGUGCCCCUGCUGUAGAUAUGGUUUGACUGUUGACAAAACACUCUUCUGCCAGUCUGAUUUGUGCACAUGUUAUUAGUUAAUGGAUUUAUAAAACAGAAAAAUGUUGUUCUUCACUCCACACUCAUGAUGUAUUGCCUUAUUCUAACCUGUGACUGAUUUUGCUCAUUUGCAUUUGCAUUGCAUUUGCAUUGCAUUUGCAUUUGCUCUUAUCUAGUUUGCAUAGCCAGACCUUUACUGCGACAACAUUCUGGUGAUUUUGUAGCUUAAACAGAUCGAGAACCACACAUGUUGACAGGAAGAGCCUGAGGUCUGACAUCUUACUCUGUUAUAGUAGAAAAACAUUAGAACUUGAUAUGGUCAUGGACAGCUCAGUAACACAAAUCAAUCCAUUUCAAUGUGUGAACGUGCCUCAUACUGACAAACAUGUUCAAAAGACAUUUUCAUUUUUCUUGUUGCUAUGUUUAUGAAAACCAAAUGUGACUGUUCAAUAAAGAUUAAGAAAGAGA